Molecule: messenger RNA, 7137 nt
Organism: Acanthopagrus latus (yellowfin seabream)
Lineage: Eukaryota; Metazoa; Chordata; Actinopteri; Spariformes; Sparidae
Gene: adgrg6
Product: adhesion G protein-coupled receptor G6
Exons: 32
Coding region: 270-4271 (1333 amino acids)
Biological process (GO): cell surface receptor signaling pathway; adenylate cyclase-activating G protein-coupled receptor signaling pathway; myelination in peripheral nervous system
Cellular component (GO): membrane
Molecular function (GO): G protein-coupled receptor activity; laminin binding
Source: RefSeq, a predicted model, not a curated record
AUCUCUCCUCUCCCUCCCUCCCGCUCUCUCUCUCUCUCUCUCUCUCUCUCUCUCUCUCUCUCUCUCUCUCUCUCUCUCUCUCUCUCUCUCUCAGUCGCUCCAUCUCUCUCCAAACUUUUGGACACUUUUACGCGCGGCCGCUGCGCACUUUGGAUUUUGUUUCUCCGGACUCUGAAAACCUGGUCGAGUCUGAUCCGGACUGGUUUCUGAGAUCCUGUGCGGGGGGAGAAUGAUCCUGCAGGGGGACCAGCUGCCGCUGCAGUGAAAACAUGGAGUCCUGUACAGGUGGAGGAGGAGGAGGAGGAGGAAGGUGGAGGCUGCGUCAUGUCGUCCCAGUCAUCCUGCUGUGGAUGAGUCUGCACCGGCACGCGCUGGGCUGCAGCUACAUCAACUGUAACAUGGUGCUGACGGAGGCCCAGGGGGAAUUGAAGUCGCCCUGCUACCCACAGAAAUACCCCAAUUCGCAGACCUGUCGGUGGACCCUGCAGGCCCCCGCCGGCUUCAUCAUCCAGCUCUCCUUCCUUGAUUUCGACCUGGAGGAGGCGCCGGGAUGCAUCUACGACCGGGUGGUGGUGAACACGGGAAACACGGACGUUAAGUUCUGCGGCCUGACGGCCAACGGGCUGACGCUGAACUCGACGGGGAACGUGAUGGAGCUGUUCUUCACCUCCGACUUCAGCGUGCAGAAGAGGGGGUUCAGUGUUAGCUUCCUACACGUUGCCGUGGCCCUCAGGAACCAGAAGGUCACCAUAUCCAGCAGCACCGGCCAGGUCACCGAGGCCUCCGGCUCUGUUUCCAUACCGACGCUCAGUCAGCUGACGCUGUGCUUCGAGCUGGAGCGAAUCAGCAUGAAUGAGAAAGGAUGGAUCUUCACCUACUAUGACACGAGCAACAACGUGGCGUUGAGUUUUGGCUCAGAUCAGAGUGGCGUUAAGAUGAUCAUCGACGGCGUGGUCUGCUCGAUCGACUCCAUCAUCCCGUCCUCCUCCUUCACCUCCUCCAUGAAGCCUUACUGCGUCCUCUGGGAUUCAUCAAACGGCCGGGUGGCGGUUUACUUCAACGGAAACUACUGGGCCAAAGCCUGCUCCUCCUCCAGCGGGCACUCUGUGCCAGCUGGAGGUCUGUUCCGGUUAGGAGGGCAGAACAGCUUCGACGGGAACAUCUAUAACCUGCGGCUGUGGGAUUACGCCAUGACGGUGCAGGACCUCAACAGCUUGAGCUGCGACAGGAAGGGGAACGUCAUCGACUGGGACAACAGCCACUGGAGCAUCCCGUCCACGCUGGCCCAGACGGACGCCACGCUCAGCUGCAUCUGCUACCCUCACUGCAUUCACUUAACUGCUGCUGCGCCAACUAGUGGUGUCUCCCCACCCAGCAACUCACCACUCCCCACCAGCUGUGACUCCCCUCGACUGGGCUGCCCAGCUGUUUCCUCUCCUGCCACUUCAUCCACUGACUCCACUAACACCACCCAUGCUACUAAUGCCAACAUCCACGUUUUGCCUGCCACUACCAUCAUCAUCACCACCAGCGCUGCUACGCCUGCAUCUCCUGCAUCUCCUGCAUCUCCUGCAUCUCCUGCAUCUCCUGCCACUAACGUUGCUUCAUCCAGCAGCACAGCACAGGCCCGACAGACAACCAGCAGCACAUCAGCUGUUUCACCUGCUUCCACUAACCAGCUCGCUAUUAACCCCACAACACAUGAGAGGUCGUUCUACCGGAUUUCUUUUGUGGUGGAUGACGCGGGCGCGACGCUGGCCCCGGCUGAUGUGGAGCGAGCCGUGGAUCUCUGGCUAAAUCAAACCUUCCAGAACUGGACCCACACCGUCUACGUGGACUCCAUCAGAGUCCAGCCGACAGCUCAGACUGGAGGAAACCCAGCGAGUUACAGCUGCCAGGCGCUGCUGUAUUAUGACUACAUCAGUAAUCAGAGUCUGGGUGAAGCUGAUGUGUCGGCCCGGCUGUCCAGCAGUGAAGGACUGAUGAGCUCCGGCCUGCAGAUCCAACCAGCCUCCACUGAAGUCAGACUGAUCGAGAACUGUCCUGAGGAGAACCCGCUGCACUACCACUGGCCCGAGAGCCGACCCAAAGUCACUCAGUACCUGCCCUGCUUCCCCAACAAGGAGCAGAGCACCUCCAGAACCUGUGAGAUCAACACACUGAACUUCUCGUCCUAUUGGUCGCCGGCAGACCUCAGUAACUGCACGGACAUCGACACCAUCGAGGUGUCUGCAGAAAAUGCAGCUGAGGUGGCCGGGAAGCUCGUCGCCAUCACCAACAGCGAGCUGUCCAAUGAGGAGGUGUCUAAAGUGGUGACGAAGGUGAAGCAGCUGGUGAACGUGGCGAAGAUCAACACCACGUUAGCCUCCACCGUCGUCACCAUCAUCUCCAACGUCAUGAACAACAAGACGGCGCUGCCUGCCACCUCAGAGAUAGCUCUGAAGACAGUCGAUGAGUUGGUUCAGAAGAUCGAGUUCGAGGGUCCGUCCGUCAGCAUCACCUCCAAACACCUGGCUUUAGGGAUAUCUGCCCUCAACACCACCAUGUUCAAUGGGACGUCCUUCAGCGCCUUCAUCGCUCCAAACUCCACCAGGCCACAGAUUGAUUUUGGAUCGGAUCAGGUGAACCCUCAAGCUCAGGUAACCCUCCCCGCCUCUCUGCUGUCCAACGUCCCUCUGAGUGAAGCCGACAGAUCGACUCUGUCCAGGAUCAACUUCAUAUUCUUCAACAACACCAACCUGUUUCAGAAGGAGCAGGGCGGUCGCUCUCUGAACAGCUACGUGGUGGCCAGCAGCGUCGGGAACUUCUCCAUCCGUAACCUGGAGGAGCCGGUGGAGAUCGAGAUCGCUCACCUGUCUGAACAGCCCUCCCUGAAUCCUCGCUGCAUGUUCUGGGACUUCGACAUGAACGGUGGUGAUGGAGGCUGGAACGAGGAAGGCUGCAACGUGUCUGCAAAGUCCAGCAGCAACAUGACCGUCUGUCUCUGUAACCACCUGACGCACUUCGGCAUCCUCAUGGACAUUUCCGGAGCUUCACCCCACAUCGACCCCAGAAACAACAAGAUCCUGACCUUCAUCACCUACAUCGGCUGCGGCAUCUCCGCCAUCUUCUCUGCGGCCACGCUGCUCACAUACAUCGCCUUCGAAAAACUCCGGCGUGACUACCCCUCCAAGAUCCUGAUGAACCUCAGCACGUCUCUGCUGUUCCUCAACAUGGUCUUCCUGUUGGACGGCUGGCUCGCCAGUCUGGAGACCGACUGGCUGUGCCUGUCCGUGGCCGUCUUUCUGCACUACUUCCUGUUGACCUCCUUCACCUGGAUGGGGCUGGAGUCCAUCCACAUGUACAUCGCUCUGGUCAAAGUCUUCAACACCUACAUACGAAGAUACAUCCUCAAGUUCUGCAUCGUUGGAUGGGGUGUCCCUGCUGUGUUGGUCGGGAUCGUUGUCGCUGUGGAUAAAAACUCUUACGGCCUUCAGAAGUACGGCAGAGGAGAGACGGGAGAGGGAUCCUCAGAGUUCUGCUGGAUCCAGAAUUCAGUUGUCUUCUACGUCACCUGCGUCGGUUACUUCUGCGUGGUGUUCCUGCUGAACGUCGCCAUGUUCAUCGUGGUGAUGCUGCAGAUCUGCGGACGCAACGGCAAACGCAGCAACCGCACGCUGCGAGAGGAGGUUCUACGAAACCUGCGCAGCGUCAUCAGCCUCACCUUCCUGCUGGGGAUGACGUGGGGCUUCGCUCUGUUCGCCUGGGGGCCCGUCAACCUCGCCUUCAUGUACCUCUUCUCCAUCUUCAACUCGCUGCAAGGUCUGUUCAUAUUUAUCUUCCACUGCGCCUUGAAAGAAAACGUCCAGAAGCAGUGGAGGAGAUACCUCUGCUGCGGACGAUUCAGGCUGUCAGACAACUCAGACUGGAGUAAGACGGCCACCAACAACACCAAGAAGGUGAGCUCGGACAACCUGGGCAAGUCUCUGUCCUCCAGCUCGUUCGGCUCCAGCACCGCCAACUGGACCUCCAAAGCCAAAGCUACACUGAACCCGUUCACCAAGAGACACAGCAACACAGAUAAAUGUUACUCCAACCAAACCAGCCCCAGGAGCAUUUCCUCGUCCCCUUCCUCCUCAGAAGUGCAGCCCAACUCCUCUCCCUCCUCGUCCUCCAUCCUCCCUGUCAGCCAGAUGAUCGACAAGGUGAAGGAUUACUGUUCUACACGCUCUGACAACUUCUACAAGAACAUCAUCAUGUCUGACAGCUUUGCCCACAGCACCAGGUUCUAGAGCUUCACUCAGUGUUCUGGGGCCAACCCUCGGUAGCUUCCCUCCAGGGUUUGGAACAGCCUCUAUAUAACUCUAGGAAUGUUGUGACACCAUCCUGCCGGCAGCUUCAGUGACGGAGGAGAAUAGGGCAGCGAUGGGACCCGACUCGUUUGGGAACUGCCCACAAAACUAUUUAAGGCUUCUGUUUUGUUAUUCUGGAACUGCCACCCAACAUUCCAGAAUUUUUCCUGUUCUGGAACUACCCGUAACAUUCUGGAAGUCCAAAGUCUGAUAUUCUACAUGUUUUGGAACUCUUCCCAACACUUCCUGUCAGUUUUCAAAUCUGCUCUGGAACUUCUGGAACUGCUCCAACUGUUCUAGAACUCUCCUGAGCUUCUGCCACAACGGAGGGUUCUAGAAUUCCCCGUCUUACGUUUUUUGAACUCUCUACGCUUCUGGAACUUCCUCAACACCACCAACCUUUGUGGUGUGACAUGUGCGUGGAACUUGUUCUGGAAUGUCCGUUUUUGUUUUGUUUUGUUUUGUUUUGUUUUUAACCACUGUCUGCCUCCUGUCAUUUAGAUGCCUGGAUCCGUUCCGCCGUCCCUCCUCAGCCCUGGAGCUUCGAAUCAGACUCCCUUGUUUAAUUUUAAUGUGUUUAAUUGUUAUUCCAUCAUUUUCAUUGUUGGCAGUCACAGCUGUUGUAGGAGCCCCAACUGAUUCACAAACACUCAAGAUUUCUUAUAUAUCUAGUCAUCAGAAUUCAUGAAGAGCAGGUUGGUUUGUGUGAUAAGAUACUAAUCAGUAGUUUUACUUAAUACAAAUGCAGCUACACUGAUCACCUAGAACUUGUAACAGGUGAAGUCAGUAACAUGGAUCAUCUUGUUUUAAUGCAAUGUUCUGCUGGGAAACCGUUGGUCCUAGAAUUCCUGUGGUGUCACUUGACACACACCUCACUGUUACAGACUGAGUCCACACCCUCAGGGCUGUUUCACUCCCUGAUGGCAGGAUGACUGUAAUGGCCCGAGGAACAUGACAGUGAGGUUGAGGCAUCAACAUGGCCUCCAAAUUUCCCAAGAUUCAAAUCUGAUCAGGUAUUAAAAGGGAUGUGCCAGAACAUCUCUGCCAUGAGGGUGUUGGUGGCAGAUCCGGCGAUAUUGAUAUUGUACCUAAUGCUGCACAUCACUGACGCUCAGUCAGAUUGGGAUCUGGUAUAUUUGGAGGCCAGGUCAACCCCUUCUUCACAGUCCUCGGGGCACCACUGCCAUCUGUGAAUACAGUUUCCAUGAGUGGAUGUACUUGGUCUUUAACUGUGUUUGGGUUGGUGGUGCAUGUCAAGUGCCAUUCACAUGAGUGCCUGGACUGAAGAGCACAGCAUUGUAACAAGGCAAUCAAUGUUCUUUACUUCACCUGGUAGUCCUUUCUAGGACCUUCAGGACUAACCUUUGAGUCCUGUGUGGCUGAUCAGUUAAUGAUUGAAACCAGAGCCAGCAUCUUAAUGCACUGUCUUCACUUUGUAUAAAAGUUCCUGUUCAUCAAGGAGAAAACUGCCUUUUCAAGCAAAAUGUUCAAAACGAAGCCUGUGAACUCCCUGCAACAAACUGUUUAAAACCCACAGACCACGUUAAGAUAAUCAUGGACAAAGUCGCACAUUAUGGUAUUCGAAUCCAGGAUUUCCUGGAUAUUUGGGGGCAUCUGACAGCUGCAGGGUGGUCAGAGAGCGUUGACGCGAUUCUACUGUAUCAUAUCAAAUAACAGAAUUGGCUGAAGUGGCUGCCAGACUGUGGAACUGAGAGGAAAUGAAAGGGAGCAGAGAGGGGAGGAAAGAAUAAACACAAGGUGAGAAGAAGAGAAAAAGUUCUGUUAGAAAAAAAAGUAAGCUGUUAUGUCUUGGUGUUUUGUUAAUACUGUGAUGUUUGUUUAAACUGGCUGUGUGCAUGUGUGUGUGGAGCCAUAUCCUCUGUAAAUAUUGAUGAUCUAUCUAUUCUAUGUGCCUUAUUCUAUAGUGUUAUAAUGUGUCCACAUGCUUUUGUUCAUUCCUUCAUGAGGUCCUGGAAGGGUUACCAGGACUGUAUAUACAAACCCAAACAUACUUCAACUGCCCAUGCAGUGCAGUCCCACAGUCUGCUGUCCUUUUCAUCUCGGUGAGGAACAAGUCACAGUUAAAGGAAAGGCAGACGUCUUAGGAUGGAUGAAACAGAACAGGAGAAUAAUUAGUCUUCUACCUGAAAGCUGCUGACCUGUCAGUCAAGGUGCUCAAACACUGUCAAUGGUCAUAGGUUCUAAGGAUAAAAAAGAAAAAAAACGAGCACUGAAGCUCAGUUCCCUGUGCUCGUCAUGCAGGGUGUAAUCCACAGCAACAUUAAUACUGUUCAAGACAGGAAUCUGAUUUGUGUUCAUCUGUAUUUUUAAUUUGUUCUCAUGACGGUAUACAGAAGUCCUAGCAUGAAGGUGCAGCUCUUAGGAGACAUUAUCACCGCAACAAUCAGUUCAGCCAAAUUCCAAAAGGAAGCAUUUUGUCAAGUCAUGCACAUAGUUUGGGCUUAUAAAUAAUGAGGUUCCUCUGUGGACUGGUUAAUGCAGCCGUCUAUCAUCAUAUCAGCUCUCCAAUAAACUUUAAUUAAUGUACAAAAAAAAUUCCCCUCUUGGUUCCAGUAGAACAUUCAGUCAUCAGCAAAGAGGUUUGGAACAUAUUAUCGCCCCUGAAAGGCUGCAGCUCUGUUCAGUUGAUCCCAUUAAGAUGUUUAUUUGCCAUAACUGAAACUGACUUGAUGUGAUGCUGUGGUCUUUAAGGUUCUGUUUAGGCUUCAUUUGGAUGGAAAAGUUCUGGUUCAUAGAAAUCACCUGACUGUUGGUUGCACUGCCUCAUUAAAAACUUUUAAUUAAG